AUGAAUAUUUUUGGCUUGCUUCUUUUAAAUUUAUUGAUUAAUGUAAUAUUUAUACUUUGUAAUAUAAAAAGAAAAAAUAAAUUUUUAAAAAGGCAAUUAUGUUCAAAUGAAUUGAAACAUUUGAAAUACAAAAAUGAUAAUAUGAUAAGAAAAGGUAUACUUAAUUAUAAAUAUAAAUAUAAAUAUAGAUUUUUCUACAUAAUAAUAAAAAAAAAUUAUAGUAAUAAAAUUAAAAGAAAAAAUAAAAUAAAGCAAAUAGGAGUGAUGGAAAAUAUCAAUAAUAUUAAUGAUAAUAAUAAAUGGAGAUGUUUAAGUAGUAGCAAUCAUAUUUCAAGUAAUAUGAUGGGGAACACAUUUUACGAAAAUGUAUAUAUAAAUUACCUAAAAGAUUAUAUAAUAGAUGAAAAAGAAAAGGCUAUGGAAAAAAAUAUAGUUAAGGACGAGGAACAAAAAAAGGAUAAAAUAUAUUUUCCAAAUAGUAAUAAUAUGUUAAAUGCUAAAGAUAUAGAAAAUGUUAUACAUGAAAGAAUAAGAAAAGAAGAAGAAAAUUUAUUUGAGUUUUUAAAAAGUGUAAAUGAGAGAUACAAUUUAAAUUGUACAUUACGGGUUGUCGGUGGUUGGGUGAGAGACAAAUUCUUAAAUAUUAAUAAUGAUGAUAUAGAUAUAACAGUCGAUAAUAUGAAAGGUGCUGAAUUUUGUAAUUAUAUUAAAGAAUAUAUAAAAGAGAAAGAAAAUAAGAAUUUUAAUUUUGGUAUUAUUAAAAUAAAUUCAGAUCAAUCAAAACAUUUAGAAACAUCAAGCUUUAAUUUAUUUAAUUUUCAAGUAGAUAUUGUAAAUUUAAGAAAUGAAAAAUAUACAGAAGAAAGUCGAAUACCAGAAAUUGUUAUAGGAACACCAGAAGAAGAUGCUUUAAGAAGAGAUUUUACAGUAAAUUCCUUAUUUUAUAAUUUAAAAAAUAAAAAAGUUGAAGAUUAUACUGAAAAAGGUAUAUUCCAUUUAAAAAAUCAUAUUAUUAGUACUCCACUAGAACCACUUGCUACUUUUCUUGAUGAUCCUUUAAGAAUUGUUAGAUGUAUACGUUUUUGUGGAUUCUUUAAUUUCUUCUUAGAAAAAUCCAUUUUUAAUGUUUUAAAAAAUGAAGAUAUUAAAAAAGCAUUUACGAAAAAAAUAUCCAAAAGUAGAUUAUCAUCAGAAAUUGUAAAAAUUUUUUCAGCCAAAUGUAAAAAUGUUAUUCUAUCUUUAACAUUAUUGAAUUAUAGUUCCUACUCCUCUAAAAUAUUUCAGCUACCAUCAAAUUAUUUUGUAAAAGAUGAAGAACUAUUUGAAAAACUUAAAAAGAAGGAUAAAAUAAACAAAGGAAUUGUAACACCAGCACAACAUUAUCAUACUAAUGAUAGUGUUCAUGAUCAACAUGUGGAUAAUCUAAAUGAUUUAAAUUGUGUUUCUUCAAAUAACAAUAUAAAUAAUAAAAAAAUUCAUUUACAAAAUGUAGAAAAUAGCAACAUUUGUAAUAAUUCUAGUAAUAUCAUUUCAUCAAAUGAUCUAAUACAAAAUAAAGUGAAUAAUGUUUCUGAACAAUCUGAUAUAAAUAAGGAAGAUGAAAAUAAUCAAUGUAAUAAUGUAAUGAAUGUACAAAAUAAUGAUAAACAAAACUUUGAACAAAAAUGGCUUUUUGAUGGACUUAGUUAUUUAAAAUUUUUUAAAGAAAUAGAAAAAAAUAACCUUUUAAAAGAAACAUUUAAUAAUUUAGAUUAUAAAGAAAAUAUGAAUUAUAUACAAUUAUGUUUAUUUUUAUUACCAUUAAAAAAUCAUUUUUUAUAUAUAAAAAAUGGUAAAACAGAAUAUGUGGUUGAAUAUAUAAUUAGAGAAUCUUUAAAGUUUCCAUUAAAAUAUUCCAAAUUUUGUGUACACAUUUUUGAGGGUUUUACUCAUUUAUAUAAUUUAUAUAAAACCAUAGAUGUUCUUAAUUUUUUAAAAAAUAAAAAUUAUCAAGAAGAACAUAAUAUACAAAUUAAAGGUCAAACUGUUUUAUGUUUAAAAAAAAUUGGAGAUAAAUGGAAUUUUGUAUUUCUAAUCUUUUAUAUUUUUCAUAAAUUUAAUGAACUAAAUAAAAAUUAUAUAACAUCUAUAACAACUAAUAAUAUAUGCUUAUCUGAUUUUGUUGCUAAAUUGUAUCGAUAUAUUUUUAAAUUUAAUUUACAAGAGUCUUAUAACAUGAAGCCUUUUUUGAAAUGGCCUGAUAUUAAGCACAACUUUCCUAAUAUUUCACCCAACCAAAUAAAUGAAGUCUAUGAGCAAAUAAUUAAAUUUAUGGCUAUUCAUGGUGAAAAUGAAAAAGAGUGUAUUGAAUAUUUAAAACAACAUUUUACAAAAUGA
Messenger RNA from Plasmodium falciparum 3D7, 2376 nucleotides. RefSeq names its product putative tRNA nucleotidyltransferase. Gene Ontology annotation, biological process: tRNA 3'-terminal CCA addition; RNA processing. The record is from RefSeq and is a predicted model, not a curated record. Gene Ontology annotation, molecular function: nucleotidyltransferase activity; CCA tRNA nucleotidyltransferase activity; RNA binding. NCBI's taxonomy places the organism in Eukaryota, Apicomplexa, Aconoidasida, Haemosporida, Plasmodiidae.